AUGCUGCGAAGCCUGCUUGAAAAGUGCGAACAAUUCAUCUCUAACGAGGCAGAUGACUACACCACAGCGAAUCAGCUCUUUUCGGAAGCUUCUCUGCAGGCACCGCAUCACGAUCUAAGCGAAUGCGUUGACCGAGAAGGCUAUGUGUAUCGAAUCGAGAAGUUCUGCUACUCGAACCCAUCGAAUAUGAUGGUUGGCAAAGUGGACGAAGACACUACGCUGUUUGUAGGGGAGGAAAUCGCACAAAUAGAAGAGCCGAUCCAAUUUUCGCUGUCUUUUAACAACUCAGACAAAAUAUCGGCUGUCGUAUCAGCAGUGCGUGAUGAGCUGCUCGCGAAUCACAAUAUCGAGACUGUCAACAAGGCUUUAUGA
This is a messenger RNA of Blastocystis hominis, 372 nucleotides long. RefSeq lists its product as hypothetical. Bases 1 to 372 code for a protein of 123 amino acids. The record is from RefSeq and is a predicted model, not a curated record. The transcript has 4 exons. Lineage: Eukaryota; Bigyra; Opalinata; Blastocystidae.